GUCGGCUGUCUUUUUGUUCUCUUGCCAUUGUUCUUCAGCUCGAACAACAUGUUGCGCCGCCAGCAUUUGCUAUUUCUUGAAUGUGAACAACGACAUUGCCUUCCUAGGCUCUGCACAACACUUACCUUACGACCGCCAUGACUUCAGAGACACCCAUCUUUCAUUUUCGACACUCGCCAGACGAUCGCUAUCCUAACUUCUUCUCCAGAGAUCCUAACCUCUCUAUAGCUAUUCCACCGCAAGACUUUCCAGUUGAAACCUCACGCUUUUCACCCGAAUCGCCACCGCUUCCGCCUGUUCCUUCGCGUGCUGGAUCGAUGUGGACGAAUGCGACUACAAUGAGGUCGCCCACGCCCAAAGCAAAGGACGUGGAAGCAAACAGACCUCGGUCUCCCCAGAGAUCACCAUCUAGCCCAAGUUCUAGAUUUCGCGCACGCUUUACGAAGUUAUUCUUUGAUGUCAGGACACUUAUGAAGGACAGGGACGCGGAACUGGUCCCUAUUCAGCCCGCGCAUCUACCUCCCUGGCAGCCGCUUAACGUAGAGAAACGAUCCUGUUGUCAAGAUUGCCUAUGCCAUCGCCCGAAGGAACGGUCACGACGCUACAAGCUGCUCAUUUGCUUACUGGUGAUCAUUAUCCUAUAUCUUCUGGGCAAUGUGUCAUUCCUCAACGCUCGCGUCAUUAAAUUGUCUUCUUCGUCCACGUCGACAGACAAACGUACCGCUUCGACAUCGAAGACGUUAUCUGCAGACGCUCAGGAGUGUCUGUCGCAGUAUAACGUCAAUGCGCCUUCUGAUCCAUCUGGCUACCCUUGCUCAUCAUGUCUUCCUGUAUUGCAAAGCGUUCCCUCCGACUUCUCAGACGGAAAUGCCACGGAUACUGAGCAAAUCCAGAACGCUACUCAAUUCUGUGGUUUACGUGCAUUCUUUGAGAGUAUGGAUAAUGAUGGACAGGCAGCAUUGCAGAACGGGCAGUGGGUGGAGAACAUGAGAUUCUGUGCUUGGGGUGGCGUUUCGUGCGACGGAGCAGGUCGAGUUGGCGCAUUGACGCUGAGCUUCCCUGCCGUUCCCGCUACUUUGCCCAACGAGAUUGGUGCACUGACUGGUCUCACAAGCUUGCACGUUAUCGGCAACAGUAAUAUACCUGGUGGUUCUCUUCCCAGUUCAUUCACCUCGCUGAAAUCAAUGACGUUGCUUCACCUGGAGUCGACUGCAAUUACUGCGUUACCCGAUAACGUAUUCUCAUCGCUCGAUCAAGUAACCACUGUGGAAUUGGUCAAGAACGGCCAGAUGGGCAAUGAUUUGCCUUCUAGCGUUACUAGCCUGCCCCUCCAGAACUUAAUCGUCAACGGACAGAACCUCAAUAAUCCCCUCCAAACUCUUUCGUCAAGCUCUUCUUUGCAAAGGUCCCUACAGUUGCUGUUCGUCUUUCUUUCCUUAUAUUCGAUCGCUUUACUGACCUUCGUCUUUGCAGUGACCUCUCCUCCACAUCUCUCUCGGGCAGCAUUCCAUCUUCCAUAUCCUCGUUUUCCGCUCUAGUCGAACUUCACCUCGACUCCAAUAAUCUCACAAACCCUCUUCCUUCAUCUUUCCCAUCCUCAUUGGGCGCCUUGACGUUGUCGAACAACUCGGGGCUUUCAGGCUCCGUACAGGGAUCAUUCUGCUCUCUGGGGAAGUUGCAGAAUUGUGAGAUGACUGGAACAGGGUUGACGGCCGCUGGCGGCUGUGGAGUUUGUAGAUUCUCUUGAAUCUUUGAAGAACUUUCCUUUCUAUGCUCCUUGAACCCUUCACUGUAUUUCGUUCUGACCUUCCACUGUUGUUUUAUGCUCGUUACGCUCCGGACGAUGAUACCUUUGUAGCAAAUAGCUUUUCCCAUCACGAAGUAUUUAUGCCCUCAUGACUACAUAUACAAUAUCGUAAAUAGUCGGUUGCUUGCCUAGUGGACAGCGAAUAUUUCACCAGUCAAUAUACAUACAAUAUUCAAUACUUACUUUACUCCUUCCC
Somion occarium is the source of this 2003-nucleotide messenger RNA. The record is from the annotation of a GenBank genome assembly. Lineage: Eukaryota; Fungi; Basidiomycota; Agaricomycetes; Polyporales; Cerrenaceae.